AAUGGAGAAAAUGGAAUAUUACCUACUCUUCACUCUUUUUAAUGUCUGGACUGUUUUUCUGCAAAUAACCAGUGCGGAUUAAGUAGCAUGGGAGAUGAUUGUCGAGUGAUUGAAUUCAAAGAAGGAACAAAAAAUAAGAUCUUAAUAAAUCACGUCAUUAGGAGAGAUCAACUGCCAGACAAGGAUAUUUGUGAAUUGAGAUGCUAUCUUGAACCAAACUGCGUGUCCUACAACUAUGGUCCACUGUCAGAUGGAACAUUCACAUGUGAGCUGAAUGACAGGACCUACUUACAAGUCCCCGACUCCCUCGAAGACAAAAGCGGAUUUGUGUACACAGAAAUUUUUAAUUCUUGUGAGAGCAUUCCAUGCACCCAUCACGCCACCUGUCAAGCGGGCUUUGGUAACCAUGGAUACCGCUGUAUUUGUCCUGCUGGAUAUCAGGGAGUUCAGUGUAAAACAGAUGUUGAUGAAUGCGUACCAGGAAAACACCAUUGUCCCGCAGAGCGCAAAUGUGUCAAUACUUUGGGUUCAUAUCAGUGCUCACAUUGUAGACCUGGAUAUAUUGACGAUGGAGAGACCUGUCAAGAUAACUGGAAAAAGAUCAACACCGAUCCUGUCUGUUUUGGGACAAAAAAUGACGACUUCGGAUCCUUUGAAAUCCAAGAGGCCGGUAAAGUGUACACAUUCAAACUUGUCCAUACAAAUGGCACCGUAACAUGUAAUACUGACUUCGAAUCAACAAAGUGGGGAUGUUUACACCCAGAUUUGGGACGUCGUAUACUACUGACGGUGAUAACUUACCCCAACAAGACUGUUCUACCACUUGCUGAGUUCGUGAAAGGCAUUGAUGACUAUAGGUACCAACUUGACGGUGCUCAUGUCAACUCCCCGACGCUUGUGUUUAACCAGCUCCCCACCCCUCUGGUUGUGUCGAUUGGACAGCAGUUCCUAAUAUGGUAUGGGCAAGACUUGGCUUAUUAUACCGAAUUCAAUAAUGCUGGUGAGAUAUGCUCAGAUGUUUACGCUUUGUACCCUUAACCUGAACUUUAGCAUCGAACUUAACCUGAAUCUAUGUACAUAUGUAAAUAUCUCUGUAAAUCUAUGUAUCUAUGUAUGAGACCAAUAUAGUAGCCAGCUCCCAAUUGGCUUGUUAGUUCAGUUGGUAGAGUACUGCACCGGUAUCGCAGAGGUUAUGGAUUUAAAUCCCGUACAGACCUGAAUUUUUGUUAGGCCCUUAUUUCCAUUAUUGCUCAAGAAGUAACCAUUACUGUGAAGAUCGCAUUCAUAUUCAUAGCUUAAAACUGUAGUUCACAUAUAUGAUAUUCACAUAUUUACAGUAGUGUAAACACUGUCACGCGGGAAUCGUCACGCGGCGUAAGGUGGCAAAACAGGGCGCACUUUUAUGCCUUUCUUUGAUGGUGGAAUCCACGUUGGAAGUGCUUUUAAAGAGAAGCUCGACUUGGCGACAGGUAUGGGAAACAUGGACAAUGGACAAUGCGCUCGAGUCACAAACAAAUACUGGAGGAUUUGGCGGUAGACCCUCACUGAAAAAUGAUGGCGAGCGUACAUUUCGAAAGAGAUCGUGCUCUCUGCAAAUAUUUCAAAAAAAGUUCUUACUAGAUCUCACACGAGCUCAAUCCAGCAACAAUAAAGUGAUAAAACACCUACA
Pocillopora verrucosa is the source of this 1669-nucleotide messenger RNA. NCBI's taxonomy places the organism in Eukaryota, Metazoa, Cnidaria, Anthozoa, Scleractinia, Pocilloporidae. The record is from RefSeq and is a predicted model, not a curated record.